This is a messenger RNA of Dunckerocampus dactyliophorus (ringed pipefish), 8972 nucleotides long. RefSeq names its product adenylate cyclase 9 (gene adcy9a). The record is from RefSeq and is a predicted model, not a curated record. The transcript is spliced from 11 exons. The coding region runs from base 1817 to 6151 and encodes 1444 amino acids. Gene Ontology annotation, biological process: adenylate cyclase-activating G protein-coupled receptor signaling pathway; cyclic nucleotide biosynthetic process; intracellular signal transduction. Lineage: Eukaryota; Metazoa; Chordata; Actinopteri; Syngnathiformes; Syngnathidae. Gene Ontology annotation, molecular function: adenylate cyclase activity.
CAACAGCUGGGGGAGGAUUUCCGAGCCCGUCACAGCGAAGAUGGUGGCAACUCCAGGCGUGUGGAUGUUCCGUUCGCCCGGAUAACACGGUAUAACAGCCUCAAGACCCUCCUGGGCAGGGGCGAAUGUAUUGACUGGAGAAGCUAGCCUUUGAGAGCUUACAAAGGCGGACGGAAGAGCACACACACUAGCCUUAGCGGGCACUCUGUGUUAGUUGGACACAUGCAUGCCAGCAGAAACUAGAACCAUCCAGAACCGGAGCAGUGAUAAGAAGUCUGUUUUUGGACGCUUUUGGAUCUUUUAACCAAGGAUAUAAGCUUUCCUCUUAUUCGCUCAGGGGAUUUUUUUCUUCGCCCAGGGGGAAAUGCGAAGGGAGGAAACGGAGCUCCAAAUAACCACAGUCCUCACUGGGUCUCCUCUCCAAAUGCAGGAAAUACGGCCUGGGAAAAAAAAAGUUUGGGAGUUUUUUUUGCAAACAAAAUGGGUGAUACGGCUGACGUGCACGACUUGAAUUGAAAGUAGUUAAUUUUUCACAAGCACGCACUGCUCGAGUGCAAUGCCUGAUAGCGGGGUAAAGUGUUCACAUGUUAAAUGCCGUGUUGUGUUGUUAUUGCAAAGACUUUUGAUCAUCACUAUUUAUAGAGCAGCCUCGACCCAGGCUGUUCCUCGUAUCUUGUAUGUUUUGCCAACUGCGCGCAACAAGUUGCAGACACUCCCAGCAGAGGCAAAGCGACGCUAAUUUGGGCCAGUGGCUGCUAUUUUCUGCGCUUGUCUUUUCGGAUUACACUCUCGGAAUAGCAUUUACCCCUCCCCAGUCCCCUUUGGAAGGCAGAGGGGGGGAUAAACGCAAGAGAUCCGGAGAGGGAGUUCAGGAAAGGACGGGGCUGAAUCCGUGGGAAUAGGCCUGCCAGGCCUCGUAUAUACUGGCUGGAUUCUGGUCUUGGACUGGGCUCCGGAAUAACACUGUCAGGAAGAUUUGUAAGACCAAAGGUGGAAGGAGAGAAUGCACGGAAAUCCAAGUGUUCAGCGCGUUGCAUGCGAAGGAAUGCACAAAGUAAAGCCACCCAAGUGAACAUUUUGAAGGUUGGAUUUACAUGUUUUCUAUAUAUUUUUCUAUGUAACUCAUAUUUUUGGAUAGAGCCUCAACAAUGGGGGUGUUAUUAAGAAUGAAGGUGUCAUUUGUUGCAUGCACUGUUUAAGUUGGUGCACACCAGCAACUGUUGAUAACCACAUCUGGACGUGCUCACACAAUGCAGCCCUGGACCUGACAGCUGCUUGCUUGACACAUGGUGGACAAUAAGACUGUCUGUCUGGAUUUUCUUGGCUGCCUGACUUUGUGAUGUCAACAACGCACCGAGGAGUCAAUUUCCAGUUGUGACGUGGGUGAUCAGGUCUCUUGCAUCACCAGCAAGUCACUUCCAAGAAGGAUGUUCAAUGCUGGAGGCAGACAUUGAGGUGACUGUUGUUUUGCUGGAGAGAAACUCGGGCUCAAACCCAGAUGCUCUUUGCAGAGUGAUGCAUGUAAUGUGAGCGGUGACGCAAAUCCAGAGUCUCAUCAUGAGCAGCUCACUAAACUGGAACGGUGUGUCUGGUGCGAGUGAGUGUUCCAGCUCCUGCGUGCGUAACAAAGACGUCUGCGUCUUGUGCAGUGUACUAUCAGUGUGAUUAUUCCAGCAAACACCCCCAUCCAUCCACCUAUCACCGUGGUACCACAUGUGAACACGCGGCGCCCACGCACCACGUCUAAUUGCCUGAGCACCAUCAGAAGCUAUUAAUAUUUAACUCCACUCCGUCACCCCUCCUCUCCAGCGUCAGUAUGGCCACGCUGCAAGAUCAUCAGCAGCUUCUCAUGCACGGCACACAAGUGAGCUGCAAUUCCAGUGGGGAUGGUUCUGUGACUGUGCAGAUUACCAACAGCAUGCGGCCUACCACCAGUGCCGGAGGAGGGGCCAGAGGCUGUGAGGAUGGGAGUAAAGUGAACCUUAACCUCCACAAAUACAGUAUUUCCUCCAGCUGCAGCUCCGCAGACUCCAGACUUGUAAUGACCUCCACAACGAGGGUCCACAGGAAGGCACCACCACUUUUUGAACGCUCCGCCGCACAGUGCUGGGACCCCAAGUUUGACUCCACCAUCCUGGAGGAGGCGUGCCAGGAGAGGUGCUUUCCUCAGACUCAGCGGCGCUUUCGCUAUGUCCUGUUCUACCUGGCAGUGGCAGCUGUGCUCUGGGCAGUGUACUUCAGUGUCAAUAGUGACCGCUGCCAACCCAUGACCUUCCUAGCCCCCACGGCCUCCUUUCUGGGCCUCUUAGUGCUCCUCUUCUUGUUCACCUUAACCCACUACUACACUCAGCUGUACAACCAAACCUCUUUGUUCCUGAUUGCAGUCACCUUCGCCAUAACCUUGGCACCCCAGAUACAGACUGCAGGCUACACUGAGUUGGAGUGGGCUCACCAUGCAAAUGCAUCGUACCACUUUCCAGACACACCCCCAUCGCCUUGCAUCUCCCCGGUGGCAACCUUUUCUCUGUGUAUAGAGGUCCUCUUAUUGCUAUACAGUGUCCUCCAUGUGCGCCUGUAUGCCUCAGUGAUGCUGGGCUUCUUAUACUCUAUAUUAUUUGAGGCAUUAGGGUGGCUACCGUUGCUUCACAGAAGCGAUAUUUCCACUGAAUUGGGGUCAGAUUUGGGGAGUUCUAGCUCCAACUGGGAAACGGACACUCUCCACUGGCUAGGUCCAGCCAAAGCGCUGCUCCACUUGUGUGCCCACAUCAUUGGCAUCCAUUUGUUCAUUAUGUCAGAAGUGCGUUCCCGCAGCACUUUCCUCAAAGUAGGACAGGCCAUCAUGCAUGGCAAGGACCUAGAGGUGGAGAAGGCCCUGAAAGAGCGUAUGAUCCACUCGGUCAUGCCUAGACGUGUCGCAGACGAGUUAAUGAAACAGGGUGAUGACGAGGGCGGAGGGAGUGAGAACUGUAGCAAGCGUUAUUCUUCUGGUGCAUGUUCUGCCUCAGCUGUCUCAGUGGGCGGUGGAGGAGGUGUUUGUGGUGCUUCGCCACCUCAAAGUGCCGCGAGCCCCAAGAGCCACCUUCAUAACAACCACAAACGCAAGAAGACCUCCAUCCCACGGGGCCAGAUAAUAUUUCGACCUUUCAACAUGAAACGUAUGGAACCUGUUAGCAUCCUCUUCGCAGAUAUUGUGGGCUUCACAAAAAUGUCUGCCAAUAAGUCAGCACCAGCCUUGGUCGGUCUUCUAAAUGAUCUCUUUGGACGCUUUGACCGUCUCUGUGAGCUCACCUGUUGUGAGAAGAUCAGCACACUGGGUGAUUGUUAUUACUGUGUAGCAGGCUGCCCUGAGCCCAGACCAGACCAUGCUUACUGCUGUGUGGAGAUGGGCCUCGGCAUGAUCCAGGCCAUCGAACAGUUCUGCCAAGAGACAUGUGAGACCGUCAGCAUGCGUGUCGGUGUCCACACCGGCACCGUGCUGUGCGGUAUUUUAGGAAUGAAGCGCUUCAAGUUUGAUGUGUGGUCAAAUGAUGUCAAUCUGGCCAACUUGAUGGAGCAGCUUGGCGUGGCAGGCAAGGUCCACCUCUCAGAAGCCACUGCUCAAUUCCUGGAUGACCGUUACCAGCGGGAGGAUGGUCGAGUGGUGCAGAGAGCUGGCGAGAGUGUGGUGGAGAAGCUAAAGGGGUUAAAAACCUACCUGAUAUCAGGAAGGAAAUCGGGAUGUGACGUACUGUGUGGCUGUUCUCAGCGGGGAGGUGAUUUUGUUGGGCUGAGCGUGCACUCCUGUCCCCAGAGCCAUACCCCGGACAUCAUCCUUGGGGGUGGCCAAGUUGCUGAGCCUUUGCUGCCUAACCAACCACCAGACAGGACUGGGCCUCCUUUUGCAUGCCGUAGUGAGGUCAUGCCUUCAGUGACGGAGGAGGGCGAUGAGGUGGCGGUGCUAAACGGCUGCCAGGAUGAGCACAAGACUAGCAGUGCCAAGUUCCUUCCUAGUAACAGCCUUAGGACGGCCAACGGUCUCCUUUCCCCACCACGGGAGGCGGCAGUGCGGGCAAGCCAAAGCUCUCUCUGCGACAUGCUCCAGGAGAAAGAGAAGAAGACGAGCACUAGCACAAUGACGGGCACCAGUGGGGGCGUGGCUGUUGGCACUGGACAUGGGGGUGCCGGCAUGGAGCACUCUGCCCUUAUUCAGCUGCGUGCUAAGAACUUUCGAGAAAAGAGUGACGCCCACUUUGUGGAUGUUAUCAGAGAGGACAGUCUGAUGAAGGAUUAUUUUUUCAAACCACCCAUCAACAAGAUCAGCCUCACCUUCCUAGACAGACCAUUGGAGAAAGCCUAUCGCAGCAGCUACAAGGAUGAGGUGAAAAACCAGGUUCAGGAGCAGACCUUUGCAAGUUGCACGUUCAGCUCCUUCCUUGAUGUUCUGCUCAGCUGUUUUGUCUUCUUGGCUCUCACCCUGGCAUGUUUCCUUCCCCCGCUGGUGAGCUCAGCCACUGUGGGCCCUCCAGCUUCUGCAGCACUGGCUGUGGCUCCUCUGGCUGGCCUGUUGGAGUUAGCCUCGUUGGUUCUCUCAAUACGUAUGGCCUUCUGUUUGGAGGAAGUCAUGAACUGUACCCGCUCCCUACUUCUGGUGGUAUCUGGCUGGGUGGCUCGUCAUGUGAUCGGAGCUGUAUUAGUGUCCUUACCAGCUAUUUCGGUUUUGUCCCACUUUACUUUCGGUGUCCAGCUGCCUCUUCAGCUGACAAUGUUCUUGUGCUGUGCCACCAUCCUUGCCAUCAUUCAGUACUGUAACUUCUGUCAGCUAAGUUUUUGGAUGCGGUCGGUCCUGGCCACUGCUACUGGGGUCACCCUGUUGCUGUUGCUUUACAGCACCUUGCACAGCUCCAGUAAUAACAGCUUGCCGGUUCAUGGACUGAACAUCUCCACAUUAAGUAGUGGUGGUUCAUCAGACGCUGAUGUUCCUCUACGACCUCACGAUCUUCUGGUGCCAGAAGCGGUUCUUGCCUUCUUCCUCCUGCUUCUCUUGGUCUGGUUUCUCAACCGCGAGUUUGAGGUCAGCUACCGUCUGCAUUACCAUGGCAACGUGGAGGCUGACAAGCACCGCUCCAAGAUCCAGAUGAUGCGGGACCAAGCAGAGUGGUUACUGGGCAACAUCAUCCCCAUCCAUGUUGCUGACCAACUCAAGGUGACGCAGAGCUACUCCAAAAACCAUGACAGUGUUGGCGUGAUCUUUGCCAGUAUUGUAAACUUCAGUGAGUUCUAUGAAGAGAGCUACGAGGGAGGCAAAGAGUGCUACCGGGUCCUCAAUGAGCUAAUUGGUGACUUCGAUGAGCUCCUACGAAAACCCGAAUUCAAAAGUGUGGAAAAAAUCAAGACCAUCGGUGCCACCUACAUGGCCGCAUCAGGGCUGAAUGUUCAGCAGUUGGCGGAGAAUGAAGAGGACUCUCCGCAUGCUCACCUGAGGGCGCUGUUCAACUUUGCCCUGGAGAUGAUGGGUGUCCUGGACGACUUCAACAAGAACAUGCUGGGCUUCGGUUUCAAGCUACGCAUCGGAUUCAACCAUGGGCCGCUGACAGCGGGGGUGAUCGGCACCACAAAACUGCUGUAUGACAUUUGGGGAGACACGGUCAACAUUGCCAGUCGCAUGGACUCCACUGGUGUGGAGUGCCGGGUGCAGGUGAGCGAAGAAAGCCACGCUGUGCUCAGCGCCAUGGGCUUAGAGUUUGAUUACAGAGGUACUGUGAAUGUGAAGGGGAAAGGCCAAAUGAGGACCUUUCUGUAUCCUAAAAAUGGGGAAUGUAUGUGCCAAGAUCAAACAGAGGUCAAUGCCAGGGUCGGGCCGUCGCCGGUGGCAUCAUUGACAAACACCACAUCGGCUGUCACACCCCCUCCUUCUUUUUCUCCAACCAAACUCCCUCCUCACUUACAGAGUGCAGUAAGGCCAAAGAUAGUCCCAGCUCCAUCCACAGAGGCGAGGAAAGAAGGAUAUAGGGACGCUCCACACCAUCCUGAGCACCCCUCUGCCAAAGACUAUCACUUCCCUUCCACCACCUCUGAACUUGUCUUUCUACCCGGAGGUGCACAGUCCCAUCCCCCUGAGGAGGAUGCUGACGAGCUAACGAGACUCAAUGAGGAAUUCUAUGCUCGUCUCUGAUCUAACUUAUCCUCCAUCCCUGUGCUUGCCUGUGCCCCCUCCUCCUGCUGUGAGCUGCUAACACUCCCAGGUUGUUUGCUGGUCCAGGCAGGAUGUCAACUUCCUCCUGGCAAGUUAUGAAGAAAAGGAAUAUGGUUGAGGUUGAAGAGGAAAAAUUACUACUUGCGCCGUUUAUUGUUGAGUUGAAUUAAGUGUUGCAGUGGACCGAACCUGUGUUGAACACAGGAGAGAAGGAUAAGUGGCAAGGUUGUGUUGUUCAUGUUUUGUGUUCUUCAUUUUGUUAUUAAGUGCCUUCAGGACUAGAACAGAACAAAUACCGAACAAAGUUUUAGCAAUCUUUGCGUGGCUUUUUGCCCCAUAACACGUAGACUGCUGAAUUCUCUGUGGUUUCUUCAUUUUAGAUGAAUCAAGUGCCAAUGCAGCAUUACAGGCUGAGCAGGGAACUAUGGAAAGAAUGAGGGAAUCACAUGAAGCAGUGUUAACUUUCUCUAUGUAUUCUGCUUUGACAUGAGGGCUUUAUACAGUAUUCACAAUAUAAGACAAUUUGCUACAAAGCAGGCUGCGUAGAUUUGAUUUUGUUGUAAAUGCACAUUUAAGCACAGGUCUUGCACAAUGUUUUUUUUUUUCUCAACCACUUGUAUUUAGAGGUGAGAUAGCAUUAAAAUAUAUAUUUCUGUCACAGUACAUUCAAAAGCACAAAAUUAAAUCGUAUAUAAAUUUGGAGAAAAAAAAAAAGGGAGAGCAUCACAAAACACAGGAAGGCACUUUAACUAGACUUGAUACUGUGACCCAAGAUCUUUGUGACGGGCAUGAAACUCGUACCUUUAGGCCUGAAAGGUGGGUAUAGACAUUGAAGUGAUGCUUAGUUCAAAGGUCACACAGCAAAGUCGGCUUCUUUGCCGUCUGACUAGAGCGCCCGUGGAGUGGAAUAGUAAGUAAAUCAAGUGGGACUGUGCGGGACAAUCACUUUGUAGGUCUUCAAAGACAAAGGUGGUUCACAUCGGAGCUUCAAAGCACAGAACUUUCAUUUGUUGCCUAAGCCACAAAAAAACCCCACAUUGGUCAGUCUGUCAGUUAUAUUUAUUGACUAUUUCAGUAUUUUCUACCUUGACCAUGAUGUUUGAUUUGGUGUUAAAAGGGGAGGGGGGGCUCUACGGUAUGGAUAGACUUAAUAUUGUGCCACUUUAAUUGUGUGAUCUUGAGGUGCAGUGCAGCCGAAACCAGCUGAUUGUUUUGUGUUGCCUAAAGGUGUGAGUGUAUUUGUGGGUAGUCUGCUUUUCAGAAUGUAUGGUAUCAUGCUGAAAAUAGGCAGUUGUGCUUUUCACACAAAGUAAUCUACAUUUCCUUUGAUAAAUGACAAGUCACGCAUUUUCGAUCCUUUUGUGGCAUGAGCUACACGCCAUCAAAUGUAUUCCGUCUUUAACCGGUUCCUUUGAAUGCACUUGUUUCUAAAUGAGAACUUAAUUUGAGUAUUCCUUAAUGUCAGUAAUGCAGAUAAAAGGACAUCAAACAAUGGAAGACAAAAGGAAGUGAACCUACAACAGGGCCACUGUUUAACUGAUCUGAGUGGCCUUUAUUGAUUAGAGGGCAGUUGUGUGCGUAUAGUUAAAUGCUUUAUUACGUCCCUGGAAGACAAUACAGUCGUGUGGAAUCGGUUGACAAAAAAUAUUAAUAGAAGUUUGCAACUUUGCCCUUGUGUUCAAGAACAAAAUACGGUAUCCAUCAGUGCUUGGCCCAUGGUUACUCAUGACAUCAUUACAACGCCUGUACAAUGGUUGAGACAACUGUCUCAGUACAAAAAGAGCCAAUAGAAGUAACACAAAGUGCUUUAUGGGUUCAAAGACCAGUUUGUUGGCAACUUUGAUGUACUUUCGUCAUUGUCAAAUGAAAACACCAGUUGCUGGGGUCAUUCUGUGUCAGUUAGCAUUGUUGCAGCAUAUCUCAUAUUCCAUUUGUUCAGAACCUUUUCAUAUUGUCGCCAGCUUUGUUAUUUUCUGAAUAUAUUGAGGUUCUUAAUGAAAAACAAGGUAUAGGGCAAUAUACAGUACAUAACGAAAUAUUCUCAGCACUGAUGGUGGACGCAGGCAAGAAGAGAAAAGCAACUUAUUAGAUACACUACACGUUGAAUUAAAUUUUGCACCACACAGUUUGUUUCACUUUUUUCUACAAAUGUGUUUAAUAAGAAUGUAUUGGGUGCAACAAGCAGGAGUCUUCACGUGCUUUGCUCAUGUAGAGGACAGUGUAUUGAUUGUUAAUGCUUGUGUCACAAGACCUUUUUGAGGUUUGCAGAGAAAGUGAAGUGGCCCUUUAGUUGUGCUCCAUGUCAUCACUCGUCACGUUUUGUUGAGCCAGAAAAGUAAAGAAGCAGACAUCAAUUUAACAUUUUACGAGGACUUCACAACACAAUCCCAGUCUGUCAAAUCAAUGUGGACAUAAAUCAGACUGUAAAAUCAAUGUGUUUGUUUUUUUAAGUACACUGGGGCAAAAAAUGAAAACUGUUUGACAACAAUGCUAAUUCCUUUAUGCGUUGGUUUAAUGCUCAUAAGAUGUAUUAUGUAUGUUUUGUGCACAUUACCCAUUAUCAUAUCAACACAUGUUCAUAAUCUGUACACAUUUGCACAAAACACUCAAAUGUUUGUACAUAUGCAGUUAAUGUCACGUAAUUAUGUUUUUAUACAUGUGCAUGUGUCCGAUUUUUGUCCGAAAACUAUGAAAAUGAGACACUUAUUCUCAGAGCUGAUUCAAUGUGUGCCUAUUUGAGUUUGAGUGUUAUGAUUUUUAUUACUCUUUAUUUUUCAGUAUGAUUGAAAUAAACCUCCAA